Musca domestica (house fly) is the source of this 5897-nucleotide messenger RNA. RefSeq names its product proton channel OtopLc (gene OtopLa). Lineage: Eukaryota; Metazoa; Arthropoda; Insecta; Diptera; Muscidae. The transcript has 13 exons. Bases 1965 to 4991 code for a protein of 1008 amino acids. Gene Ontology annotation, biological process: proton transmembrane transport. The record is from RefSeq and is a predicted model, not a curated record. Gene Ontology annotation, cellular component: membrane. Gene Ontology annotation, molecular function: proton channel activity.
CUGUCUGCUUGAUUCUGCUAUAACUUUGGCUUGCUGGCUAUCUGUUAGCUGUUAUUCCAAUCAGUCUGAAUCGAAUUGUUGUGAACGAUGGAAGAAGCCAAAUAAUACGUUUGAGAUAUUCCAAAAUAAAAGAAAGCAAAGCAAAAAGAAGCGAAGAAGAAGAAGAAAGAAAUAAGUCCCGUCUAGAAGAGAGUGUGACACUGCAGUAAAAAUCAUUAGAUUGAGAUUCGAAUCAAAUCGGUGUCCGAAACAGAGUUUAAAUGCGGAUGUGAGUGUGAGUGUUCGUUUUGGCACGAGUGUUAGCUGGAGGUGUUUUUUACGGUGUGCGAAAGAAAAGUGCAAAAUCCCCCCACACAAAAAAAGGAAGUUGGCGAAAUUUUUCCUCGGAAAUUUUUCCUUGAGAAAUUCGGCUAAACAGCAACGGGAAGAAGUUUCAGAGAAAAAACAUAUCAAAAACGGAAAUUUUUUAUAAUAACAAUAAACUUGAAAAGAAUAUCAAAACUACAUUGAAUUGAAUAAUGAAAAUCAUAAAAUAAAACAAAAUAAUCCAAAAGUGCCAUAAAAAACCAAGUCUGUUUUAUAGGAAUUUUUCUAAAAUCAAUCAGAGGAGAAAACAAUCAAAAAAUUUUGUUCCCCAUUAAAUUCAUAAAAAUAAAACGCCAAAUUUAACUCUUCAAAACCGUAUCCCAAAGUCCUUUAUUGGUGUCCUUUGUGUCUAUGAAAUUUGUCUCACACCUUUUGCGAUUUGUGGCGGCGGCGGCGUGUGUCUGUCAAGUGCGACCAAAAUCAGUGGCAAAACAUAAAAAUAUCCUGUCAUCAACAACAACUAUUGAGAGAUCCUCAAAUAUAUAACAGCAAAUCAAAGCCAGCAUUGUGCACCAGGAUAAAAGGAUAACGCGCCAAUACUACGACGACAUUCACUCACCGAAACCAUCAGUAUUUUUAACUUGUUCAACGUUUGCAAAGUCUAUAACGACGUUCUUGAGUUCAUUGUGAAGGACCAAAAAUAAACAAACAAACCAAAAAAAGCAAAAUAAAAAAAACAACAAAAUACACAAAAUUUAUAGCAACAGUCGCAACAACAACAAAAUAAUAUUCGUAACAACCACCACGACGACGACGACAACCGGUAUUUCCUCUAACGACGGCCUUACAACAAAAAAGGUAAUCACGACGACAACAAAAACAACGUAGCAAAGGAUUCUUCGUUGCAAUAUCGUCCUUACACCCCACCAAGAAGGUCGUUAUUAUUAAAGCGCGUGUGUGCGCGUGUAUGUGUGCCCCAUGUGUGUUAACUAACAGAGUAGCCAUCAUCACUGCCAAAAAAACGGGUGUCUCUUCGUUCGGUGUUCUCUUUUGAUUGGCUUGUGAAUUUGAUUUUGAUUGAUGAAUUUCGUGUAUAAAUACAAAAAAGUGCGUGCAAGAAUUUUUAUAUCUUAAUAUUUGACAAUAAUUAAGUCAUCUCUAAAAUUUAUUUUGAAAACAUUUUUUUUCGUGCUAAACCAAUUUUGGUAAACCUAAAAAAAAUUAGACAAAAACAUCAGAGACUGCCUGAAUCCAUUGGACAAUACUUAUCAUUAACUGGUUAUCAACAAUAAAGUAUGUUUUAUACGUAUUAAAACCCCCAAGUCCUUAUUGACCAAGAAAAUAUUCUUCAGCAAAGCUAAUGGAAUUUCAACAAAAUCGACUGAUUUUUGCCUAUUAAAUUUUAUACAAAAAGCCUACAAAAUUUUUUUUAUAUAAAGCAAAAAAUUAUAACAAAAAUUAGCUACAACAUUUUUGAUAAGACACUCUAAGAACCCCCCUCUUGAGGUUUCCCCAUAUUUGGAAACAAAUAUUUACCCAUUGAAGAAAACCAAGCAAAAACAAAAACUACGCCUUAUCACUAAAACUAUUUGGUCAUUCCACUCAGCAUCCCUCAUCCCAAUUCCCCCCAGUUUCGAACAAGACGGCAACAAAAAGGAAUGCAGCGUUGUCCCUACAUACAUGAGAUGCGAGAACGUUUAUUAAACGAGCAAAAUCGUGAAUCAUUACCACUUGAACAAAUGGAGCGUGCAAAUCUCUUGGAUAAUCGGCAAUCGGCUGAGCUACAACAGCUGCAUGGCGAUGGCUAUCACACAAGUCCGGCCCAUCAGCGUACCCCUUUGGUGCCACGGGAUUUAGGAGAAGAUUUCAAUUUGGAUUUCGACGAUGAUUUCCCCAUAGAAGUAAGAAGGCCUAAAAAUGCAAAGGUCGUUUAUUCACUAAAACCAAAUUCGAAUAGCCGCAGUUAUUUACCGGCAAACAUAACCGUACAUGGCACAUAUCACACCAAUAUCAUUACCGGACCAAUUGAAUUAUGGACAUCGCUGUUCAUUGUUACCAGCUUGGUUUAUGCCAUCAUAUUGAUUGUCGUUUGCAUCGCUUACGUUAUAAGCGAUGUGACAACACAUCGUCUACCAGUGCUGUACUACGAGAGCUUCUUUACGUAUUUGUAUGGUGUCAGCAUACUCUUCCUACUCUAUGUCUUCUGUUUUCUGUUACAGGAAAGUUCCUGUUGCAAUGGCGGCAACAAUCAACCGAAAUCUCCUAAGAAAGAAAAGAAAUCUAAAAAGAGCAAGGAAAAGGAUCCAGCCGAUUCGAAAGAUGCGAAAGGUACCAAGGAUUCCGGCAAGAGUAAAGCCAGUCCUUAUCAGGAACGUUAUCCUGUUAAGAAACGUGAUUUGGUCAGACAAACUUUAUUAUCACAACAGGACUCUCAAGCUGAUGCUGAAGUUGCAGUAACACCAAAAAAUUCACGCAAACGCAAAACGACCCACAGUGAUUUGACACAUGGCAGUUUCUUCUUACGUGUCGGGGCAAUUGCUUUUGGUUUGGGUGCCAUGAUUUAUAUUGGUUUGGAAUUUGGCUCAUUCUUCGAAAUACCCUUCGAUUCGCCAUGUCAUCACAUUUUGAUUGGCGUCAACCCCUUGUUGCAGAUGAUCUUUACCUUCAUGCAAAUGUAUUUCAUCUUUAUGAAUGCCAGAUUGAAUAUCCACCGUUUCAAGGUUAUUGCCCGUUUUGGCCUGAUGCAUGUGGUGGCCACCAAUAUCUGUGUCUGGAUACGUACUUUGGUUAAGGAAUCUCUCUUGGAAAUAACCCUCUAUCAUCAGCGACGUGAUCCCGAUCCAAAUGAGUCCUCAAUUGGCCAGUCGAUACGUCAACAUGCCUUACGCCAUGCCGGCACUGUAUUGCGCACCCAUUACGGACCCAAUGAGGAAUUUGAAGUAUUGGAUGGAGAAGACCUCCUGCCCAAGGAUGCCUAUACCACUAAUGGUGUUCUCUCAAAAAUGUUGGCCAAAACUGUUGAUGGCAUCUCGAAAACCUUGGGUAUGGGCUCCAAUGAGGUUGCAGAUCCACUCACAACAACCACAAGUACCACGACCACCACCACCACAAUGAGACCGGCAUUUACCACACCCAGCUAUCAAUGGCAAAGCACUACUGUGGCACGCAAGUUGAAGAAGUUUAUCACUAGUACCACGGCGGCGGCAACCAUGGGCACCUCGUCAUCAACACCCAGCUCGACGACAACAUCGACAUCAACAACAACAACUACUACUACCACCGCGUUGCCAGCCACCUCACCAUUGGCGACAACAACGACCACAGAAUUACCCUUUAAUAAUUUCCAGCAGAAUUUGUAUUCCUCCACCGGUUCUCCAUUGGCAGCUGCCGUAGAACAUUUGGCCUCCUCUCCCAGCACCACAGCCGCAACCACCGCUGGCUCAGCAUUUGAUAGCUCUAGUGUAGCCUCCAGUGUAGCAUCAUUUUUCUCAUCUCUCAUGUCAAGCACCCCAUCAUCACCCAUCACCUCAACCACCACAACCACUGACAUCCCCAUUUCCACCACUGCAUCAUCCCUGGCCGAUAAGACCACCGAAAGCUCAUUGGGAUUCAUUAACAAUCUCAUGAAGAAUAGUUAUCAAACCUUUUCCGGAAUUUCCCAUCCCGAAGCGGCAAGUAUUGUGACCUUUGAGAAUUUCGAAAACCUAGACAACAUCUACCCGGCCGCCCUGUCCUCCAAUGUGGGCACCUUGAAUUCCACCGCCUGCGGUCGUGUCGAUAUCAUGGGUACCAUUGUGUACGAUUCGGCCCCCUACCUGUAUCCCUUCAUCAUUGAAUACUCCCUGAUUGGUGCCGUAGUCCUCUAUGUCAUGUGGAAGCACAUUGGCCGCUAUCCCGGUCGCAUGAAUGACGACGAUUUGGAACAUCGCCUGGAAGUGAUGCUAUCACGUCGUGCCGUGGCCAUGGCUCAACAGGCCCGUUCCGGUCGUGUGGACUGUGUUGGCUCCUCGAAAGGUUUAUUCUUUGGUCUAUUGUUGUUGGUGGGUGCUUUGAUAUGUUUGAUACUCUUCUUCGUCUUGGUGCGUCAUCAGCAGUUCUCGUUGCUGGCCAUUUAUUUGGCCGAUGCCAGUCAUUGUAUACUCAUGGUAUUUGCCAUUUUGGCCAUAAUCAUUGGUUUUAUAAGAGUCAAGAAUCUGAAAUUCCGUUGCGAAGAACAAUCCAACCUGAACGACAUUCUUUUGCGUAUCUCGGCCUUCGGUCUCUUCACCUAUUCCGUAUUCUCCGUCAUCUCGGGCAGCCUCAAAGUUUUGGAACAUGAACCCAGCCUCUUGGUGACCACCACCAGUGCCGUCGCUGUCCUUCAAGUCAUUUUACAAUUGUUGUUCAUUGCCGAUGUUUCACGACGCCGCGUCCAUUUACCCGAACAUGAUCGCAGCAAACCCGGUCGCCAAAUUGUCACCUUCUUGUUGAUCUGCAAUGUGGCCAUGUUCGCCAUUUACACAUUUGAUGCUCAAAAAGUAUACGCCAAUCCCGUAAGUAGAUAUGUUCAAUUGGACUUCUAUGGUUAUGUGCCAUGGGCCAUCAUACAACGUGUUACACUGCCUCUAUGCAUUUUCCAUCGAUUCCAUAGUGCUGUAACACUAGCCGAAAUCUGGAAGACCACCUAUAAGGCGCGUUUGGAGUAAAUUUCUCAUUAGACGGAUGAAAUGACAACAACAACAACAUCACCGCCAACACCACAACAAAAUUAUAUGAAAAAUAUAAUAACAAAAAAACAACACAACAAGCAUUCAAUUAAAUUUAAGGCAAAAAAUUUUUUUGAAAAAAAAAACCAAUUCAAUUUUUGUCCCGCCCUCUUGGGGAUAGAAGUUCAAGAUACAAAGAAAAAAACAAAAACAACAAAUUAUCAUAUUAAAGAAAAUUUAAGAAAUGUUAGUGAAUCAUUAAAAUAAAAAAAGAAAAGCUAAACAAAAAUUAACAAAAAAAUAAACUCACCACAGAACAAAAAUGAAUUAAAUAUAUAUUAAACAUAUAUUUAGUUUAUAAAAAACAAUAACCAUACAACAGUAAAACAAAACAAAAAAAUAGUAAUUAUAAAUUGCCAUAUAUAAAAAAUGCACCAAAAUAGUAGAGAAUUAAAAAAACAACAGAAAAUUUAUUAAGCAUUUCUUAAACGAUAAGCAAGCAAGCCAUGACGACCAUGAGAUGAAGCCAAAUGGUUAAAUGAGAAUUUGAAGGCUCCUCUCCCCACAUCACAUCUUGAAUGCGGUAAAAACAAAACUCUCCAAAAGAAUCUCAAAACCAAAACAAGAAAGGCCAUUACACAGCGAAAUAUAUACAGAGAAAAAAAAGCAACAACAAAAACAUCCUUAAGGACCAUUUUAUGGAGUUUAUAGACAAAGCAAAAAAGAAAACAAAAACCAAAUAAAAAUACAUUUGAAUAUUAAAAAUAUAUAUUAGAAAAAGUAAAGAGAAGAGAAGAAAGAGGAGAAAAAAAAUCGACAAAGAAAAAAAAAAACAAAAAUCAAAUAUUAAAACAAAAAACCAAACAAAAUUGUGUAUUUAUUGAAAAAAAAAACAACAAAAAACAA